This is a messenger RNA of Trematomus bernacchii (emerald rockcod), 1727 nucleotides long. RefSeq names its product low density lipoprotein receptor adaptor protein 1a (gene ldlrap1a). NCBI's taxonomy places the organism in Eukaryota, Metazoa, Chordata, Actinopteri, Perciformes, Nototheniidae. Bases 131 to 1063 code for a protein of 310 amino acids. The record is from RefSeq and is a predicted model, not a curated record. Gene Ontology annotation, cellular component: early endosome. The transcript is spliced from 9 exons.
UCGGUAUUUCUGACAGCACUGGAAGGCACCACAAGUCCAUCCUUCCCAUCAGCAAUCUGCUCAAAAAGCAUUUCUCCUGUGAGGCUCCACCAGAAAACUUCACCGACUCUCUGCACAACAACACGCCGACAUGGAUGCCCUAAAGUCGGCCGGGAGAGCCAUCAUCCGGAGCCCGAGUAUGGCGAAACAGUCCUGGACUGCUGGCAGACACAGAAAGCUUCCAGAAAACUGGACCGACACAAGGGAGACCAUUGUUGAGGGCAUGACCUUUAACCUCCGUCACCUCGGCAUGACACUAGUGGACCAGCCUAAAGGAGAGGAGCUGUCGGUGGCCGCAGUGAAGAGGAUCGUGGCCACGGCUAAAGCGAUGGGGAAGAAGCCUCAGAAGGUCGCUCUGAAGAUCUCCCCUCAGGGAAUCCUCCUGUUCGACAGCCUGUCCAACAAACAGCUGGAAAACGUCUCCAUAUACAGAAUAUCCUACUGCACAGUGGACAAACUGAACCAUAAAGUGUUUGCUUACAUUGCUCAAAACACCCUCAACGGGACCCUGGAGUGCCACGCCUACCUCUGCUCCAAGAGGAAAGUGGCUCAGGCUGUGGCUCUGACGGUAGCUCAGGCCUUCACUAUAGCGUUUGAACUCUGGCAGGUGGCCAAAGAAGAGAAAGGGAAACGGGCGAAGUCUGGUUCAGCCGGAGAGGCCAGCAGCAGCUCCCACUCAGAAAGAUCCAACAGCUUGGGGAGCCUGAAGGGGACAGAUGUGGCCACAGACAACCUGUUGGACUUUGAGGACAGUGUGCAUGUGACGGUGGAGACCAAUGGGAAUAUAGAGGAGGGUCAGCUGGAUAACCACCGGCCCUCUGAGACCAACAACAACCCCAACUUGGAACUAGAAGACGGUUUGGAUGAAGCUUUUUCAAAACUGGCAGUGUCGCGUACUAACCCCCAGGUCCUGGACAUUGGGGUGAACCCCCAGGAUCUGUUCUCUGAACCCGACUGGGACAGAACCAAUGGAAACAUUCCCAACAACCUCAGCCCAUUCGGGGACGAUAACUUCGGCUUCUGACGACAACACACCAGCGAGAAAGAGAGAGAGAGAGAGAGAGAGAGAGGACGGUUGAGGGGGAUGAGGGGGUCUUUACGUCUUCCUGAGAACUAACAAGGCAUCACUGUGUAUUUAAGAUAAGCCCACAGGAAGUCCAUAAGGGAAUAAGUGUAGAGAUAAGAGUUGGCCUCCUCACCUUGUCGUCUUCACAUGGACAAUUCUUCCCUUCUCCGUGGCACCAAAGCAAUAAUAUCAUCCUCUCUGCUAACAUCCAUACCAUUGAUAUCACCAAUCACUUCAUGUCUUUUUUUUGGGUUGCUUUUUGGAGUUAUAAUCAUGUUUAGUUAUAAUUUAUAGAUUUGUAAUUAUUUUUCUAUGGAUGAAGAGUAUGAUUUAACUUAGUUUAUAUGUACAGAUUCGUAUCAACAGGCCUUAGUAACAGCAGGACAAUCAGCCACACUUCUUUCAGUGACAGUGGAGGUAGUUAAGGGUUAAAGGUUGGUCUACUGAAAUGUAAAAAAUAAAUAGCUCUUGUUGUAUUUAUGAACUCGUUCAUGUUGCAGGCGGUUCUGUUUCAUUGCAGCGUAACAGCGUUGUGUUCAAGGUUAUCAGAUUCUCAUUUAAUGUGCGUUUUAAUCUACCAGCGUUAUACAGAAAUAAAAUAUAUAUAUUCAUGAAUAAUAAA